Amoebophrya sp. A120 is the source of this 1698-nucleotide messenger RNA. The record is from the annotation of a GenBank genome assembly. Lineage: Eukaryota; Dinophyceae; Syndiniales; Amoebophryaceae.
AAAAAUUGUAAGCUUGAAGCGAUUUCGUAGGAAUUCGAUAAGCUCAGUUUUGUAGCAAAGGAAAACUUCGCGGAUCUAAAGAUCAUUAUAUAAACAGGGGGAUGCGCAUCCUAUAAACGCAUACACGAUCAAAAUUUUACAGUAUUCAGCUUCGGUUUCGUCCUUGAUCCUAAAUCGCGUAAAGCUAGGAAUUCUUUUUUCGUCCCUCCCUCCACUCCCUCGGAGAUUCCUUUCCUACCUCGAAUUUCAAAUAUUUCAUAAGCGAAGCUUUCCUAUUUAUAUUCCUCACGUAAUCCCAGUUCGACGGUCACCCAUUUCUGCGAGAGGGGGUUUUUGCCACAAACUCAGCGGUCUUCGUCUGUUCGCGUUUGUUUCGAUCACAGAAACAAGAGAUCACAUACAGGCAGAGAUCCUCUCGUUCUCGCUGGGUGUCCGUCGACACGGAUACGUGCAGGGCAGGAGCAAAAUAAGAUCCUACGAAGUUGACGAGCGAAAAAUUUCAACAUGACAAAAUUUUCCAUUUCUCAUGCUAAAAGAAAUGAACUCGUCAUGCGAUUUCUGCAUACACCAAGACCAACUGCGAUCCAUCUUUUGCAAUGCAUACGAACCACCACCAACUCAUCCUCCUCGGUGAUGUCUUCCUCAACAAAGUCAAAGAUGAGGUCGGGGACUAUCGGCUCUGCCUACUCCUCCGGUAGUGAGCUCUUCGAGCUUGGUAUGCAAUACAAAUUUCCUGUACAUGUACUGCAAGUUGGAGCAUGCCACUUGUCAUGCUGAAUAGGAUUGGAAGAAAAGUUUGCCAUGCAGAAACCGCAUUUGUACGUGUGCGGGAAAUUAUUUACUGUGGAUACUUGGAAGAAAUAACUCAACAAACUUAAACUCAUCUUCUCCCGCCAAGCCGCCCAACAAGCAACAAAACGAUCCUGAUUUACUAUUUACGUCGUCGACCCCGAAAAAGGACUCGAAAACGAGCAUCAGCUCCUUUGACCACAUGAUGAACAACUACUCGCCGACCUUGCUGAAGACUCUGCUGAAUUUCUCACCAACGGCCAGUAUCGGUUCCUCCUGGAAAAUAUGCAUUGCAAAAGUAUCGCUAUCGUACUAGUAGUAUAAAUUGCAUUAAAGAAAGAAAAAUGGAACUUGUAAUGCUAAUUCAGGUAAAAAGGUAGGUUUGUCAUGCAAGAUUACAAUGAAUUAGUAAUGGCACGAGUGCGAUACUUUUGCAAAGGAUAGAAAAUGUUGACAAGUGGAACAAAAAGCCCUAGCAAAGUUCCAACUGCGAAGGUGAUGCCGCUAUCUUCCACUUCUUGCGACAAGAGCAGUAAAAACGCUCUGGACUUCAUCGACGUCACCGCAGCCGCGUUUCGGGAUGAGGUCGCACCACUGGUGGAGGAUAGCAUCGAUGAGACCACAUCUCGGGAUGUUCUCGCGGAAAUGCAGCAGAGCAAAUUCACCAUCCGGGAAGAUUCUUUUAGUAAGGCGGAGAAGGAGGGAAAACUGAAACUAUCUGCCAGGAGCCGGAGCAAGUUGUCUCUGUCCAAUACGAAGAGUAGCCGCAGCCCCUGCGGGUCGAGCAGAAGUACCAAGGAGCGUGGCACAGCGUCGUCGUCGGGCCGGAACUUAAAGAACACUCAUAGUCGGCGAGGGAAAAGUUUGUGUUGCUGUUUCUACGACGAGAACGAGAACAACGUGGAGUAG